Molecule: messenger RNA, 1302 nt
Organism: Knipowitschia caucasica
Lineage: Eukaryota; Metazoa; Chordata; Actinopteri; Gobiiformes; Gobiidae
Source: the annotation of a GenBank genome assembly
AUGGGGAAGUCAGGGGUCAUGGGGAAGGGUCAUGGGGAAGUCAGGGGCGGGUCAUGGGGAAGUCAGGGGGCGGGGGAAGUCAGGGGGGGUCAUGGGGAAGUCAGGGGGCGGGUCAUGGGGAAGUCAGGGGGCGGGUCAUGGGGAAGUCAGGGGGCGGGUCAUGGGGAAGUCAGGGGGCGGGUCAUGGGGAAGUCAGGGGGCGGGUCAGGGGCGGGUCAGGGGGCGGGUCAUGGGGAAGUCAGGGGGCGGGUCAUGGGGAAGUCAGGGGGCGGGUCAUGGGGAAGUCAGGGGGCGGGUCAUGGGGAAGUCAGGGGGCGGGUCAUGGGGAAGUCAGGGGGCGGGUCAUGGGGAAGUCAGGGGGCGGCCUGUCUAUGGGGAAGUCAGGGGGCGGUCAUGGGGAAGUCAGGGGGGGGUCAUGGGGAAGUCAGGGGGCGGGUCAUGGGGAAGUCAGGGGGUCAGGGGGGGGUCAUGGGGAAGUCAGGGGGCGGGUCAUGGGAAGUCAGGGGGAAGUCAGGGGGGGUCAUGGGGAGUCAGGGGCGGGUCAUGGGGAAGUCAGGGGGCGGGUCAUGGGGAAGUCAGGGGGCGGGUCAUGGGGAAGUCAGGGGGCGGGUCAUGGGGAAGUCAGGGGGUCGGGUCAUGGGGAAGUCAGGGGGCGGGUCAUGGGGAAGUCAGGGGCGGGUCAUGGGGAAGGUCAGGUGGGGGUCAGGGAGUCAGGUGCGGGGAAGUCAGGGGGCGGGUCAUGGGAAGUCAGGGGCGGGUCAUGGGGAAGUCAGGUGGCGGGUCAUGGGGAAGUCAGGUGGCGGGUCAUGGGGAAGUCAGGGGGCGGGUCAUGGGGAAGUCAGGGGGGCGGGUCAUGGGGAAGUCAGGGGGCGGGUCAUGGGGAAGUCAGGGGGGCGGGUCAUGGGGAAGUCAGGGGGGCGGGUCAUGGGGAAGUCAGGGGCGAGUCAGGGGGCGGGACCCAUGAGAACAUCCCCCAAUGGGCCCAAGUGUGUGCCUCCGCCCCAGAGGCAGAUCGCCACAGCGCGCCGGUCUCCAGUCACACGCAACGGAGGAGACGCCGAGCUGGUGGAGCUCAACCAGCAGCUUCUGGACAUGAAGCUCACCGUGGACGGCCUGGAGAAAGAAAGAGACUUCUACUUUGGAAAACUGAGAGACAUCGAGGUCAUCUGUCAAGAGCACGAGAACGAGAACGGCACAAUUGUCUCCAAGAUCAUAGACAUACUGUACGCUACAGAGGAGGGUUUCGCACCACCCGAAGACGAGGAUCUGGAAGACGGCGCUCGAGAUCAAGAAGAAUACUAA